CUUCACGUGUGUCUUUCACUCGCGUUUGUAUAAACUUGUUUUUCUCUAGGAAAAGCUCUUCUUUUCUAAGUCUUUAGAAGUGUUGCCUGGUCAAACUGAAAGGCCCUGUAUCUUGAGGGCAUCAAGACACAUAUGGCAUCAGCAGAAGAAGCGGUGAAAAAUGAAAAUUCGCCCGCUCAACCGAAUAGCGCUUCGGAAACCUCGAAAUCUACACAGCCCGUUGCCGCAAAUCCAGCAGCUUCUUCAGGGUCUGUAAAGAAGCCAAACUAUAUACUGAAGUACACUUUGGCUGGUCAUACCAAAGCUAUUUCCUCUGUGAAGUUCAGUCCAAAUGGAGACUGGCUAGCAAGUUCUUGUAAGUGGUUUAUUGUUAUUGAUACAAGUAUUUUUGAUGCCUUUUUUCAGGGUAUUUCAGAUGUAUCUUGGUCAUCAGAUUCAAAGCUGCUUGUUUCUGCUUCAGAUGAUAAAACUCUGAAAAUUUGGGAUUUUGCCACAGGAAAAUGUCUUAAGACACUCAAGGGACACAGCAAUUAUGUGUUUUGUUGUAACUUCAACCCUCAAUCUAACCUCAUUGUGUCUGGCUCUUUUGAUGAGAGUGUACGCAUUUGGGACGUCAAGACAGGAAAGUGCUUAAAGACAUUACCUGCUCAUUCAGAUCCUGUUACAGCGGUUCAUUUCAACAGAGAUGGUGCUCUGAUUGUAUCAAGUAGUUAUGAUGGCCUUUGUCGCAUUUGGGAUACAGCUUCUGGACAGUGCCUCAAGACUCUAAUAGAUGAUGACAAUCCACCAGUCUCAUUUGUGAAAUUUUCUCCUAAUGGAAAGUACAUAUUAGCAGCAACGUUAGACAACACCCUGAAACUAUGGGAUUACAGCAAAGGAAAGUGUCUGAAGACUUACACUGGUCACAAGAAUGAAAAAUACUGUAUAUUUGCCAAUUUCUCUGUUACAGGGGGCAAGUGGAUAGUAUCUGGGUCAGAAGACAAUAUGGUGUAUAUUUGGAACCUGCAAUCCAAGGAAGUGGUACAGAAGCUAGAAGGGCAUAGUGAUGUGGUCCUUUGUUCUGCGUGCCAUCCGACAGAAAAUAUCAUAGCAUCUGGUGCUUUGGAAAAUGACAAAACCAUAAAGAUCUGGAAAUCCGAUUCAUAACAGACGCUGCACAAGUUUUUGAAGCUUCUGCAUUGUACCAUGGUUGUUGGAAUGUGUACAGCUUUACAGUUUUAUAAUCAGGAGUGUUAUAAACUUCUCAUAGUUGCGUUUUUAGUGUCUGGAACUGUCACUGUUAUUUUACACAGUAGCUGUGGACUAUUGAGUUGCUUUAUUUUGCACUAUGUGCUGGCAAGUUCCUUUUGUACCUGGGUAGGAAUUUCUUCUUGUACCACCUCAGACCUCUUGCAGGAGGAGAAGGGCGAAGCAAGCUAGAUCUUCCUAAUGACUGCCACCAAACAAAAACCAAUCAAAGUUGAUCGCAUCUGGUCAAUUACAACAGAUAAUAGUACAGUUAGAUCCCUCUAAUUUGAACUCGCUUAUUUCAAACCCCAAAACCAUUUCCCUUGGAUUUGCCCUUCAGUCAUUUACUAUCGGCUCUUUCGAACUUCUGCAAUUUUGAAUUACUUCUUGUUUCCCCUGAGAGUUCAAAAUAGUGGAUUUCAACUGUAUCGUAAGAACAGUCAGGGUAAAGUAAAAAUGUGUACCCAGCAAAAUGCAGGAAAAUAGACGAAAGCCAGGUUGCCGCGUUACUCCUGAUUAGUUCAAAAAUCAACAAAAUUUUCUGGCCAUAAUGCGAAUUUAGUAAACAGAAAACUAAAGCGUAGAGUUUAAUGUGGCUCACUUUUGGCAAAUAAUCGCAGACACUUUCAGAACCUAAAAACUGCAAAGGAAAAUACCAAACCGUUUUGAGACUUUCUAAUGUCAUUCCCAAUUGAAUUAUUCAAUUACUUGGCUUACGUAGAUGUCAGUUGGGUUUGUUACACAAUCUUUCAUGUUUUUUGAGAUAAGGAAUGCGUGGCGAUCCCAAAGUGAAAGAGGGCAGGCUAAGUCUCUAAAAGAACGUACACACUGCAGUCCAAUCCAUAUCUCUCAUAUCAUAUGCACUUUCUCUUUUUUCCUCCUUAAAUUUCUAUUUUCUCUUUGUUUUCUGUAGCUAACUCAAUCAGAUCGACCACAAGAAUUAAGUCCUUGACCAUCUCAGUAAUCACGCCUUGCUCUCUCAGGAAGAACAUUGAAAUUUUUGGGUUUAUUCAUCUUGGGACUUGAAUGGAAGCAUAUAAUAUUAUUUUUUUUGCCUUGAAACAAACUUUUUCAUUCUUUUGAACUUUUGUGUACCGUAGCCUUACCCUUUCCAAGGUCUUGUAUUAUACAUCACAUCAAUAAAUAUAUACUUGUUUUUCAAACAGAACAGAGUUUCUAGUUCAAAUAGAUUCUUGUAAUAUUAUAUCGAUUGAAGACAAUAAAAUGAACUGAAGUAAAACAUC
Molecule: messenger RNA, 2471 nt
Organism: Orbicella faveolata
Lineage: Eukaryota; Metazoa; Cnidaria; Anthozoa; Scleractinia; Merulinidae
Product: WD repeat-containing protein 5
Cellular component (GO): Set1C/COMPASS complex
Molecular function (GO): histone binding
Source: RefSeq, a predicted model, not a curated record